Molecule: messenger RNA, 3687 nt
Organism: Sabethes cyaneus
Lineage: Eukaryota; Metazoa; Arthropoda; Insecta; Diptera; Culicidae
Gene: GABA-B-R2
Product: gamma-aminobutyric acid type B receptor subunit 2
Exons: 10
Coding region: 109-3687 (1192 amino acids)
Biological process (GO): gamma-aminobutyric acid signaling pathway; G protein-coupled receptor signaling pathway
Cellular component (GO): membrane; G protein-coupled receptor heterodimeric complex
Molecular function (GO): G protein-coupled GABA receptor activity
Source: RefSeq, a predicted model, not a curated record
UGGGUCGACGGGUCUAGACCAGGAUCUGGCCACCGUCUGGAUGUUUACAUUGCAGGAUUCUUCCCGUAUGGUGAGGGCGUAGAGAAUAGCGACACGGGCCGUGGCGUGAUGCCAAGUGUGAAGCUAGCUUUAGAUCACGUAAACGAGCACUCGACCAUACUGAGAAACUAUCGUUUGCACAUGUGGUGGAACGACACGGAGUGCAAUGCGGCCGUAGGGGUUAAAUCGUUUUUCGACAUGAUGCACUCCGGUCCGCAUAAAUUGAUGCUGUUCGGUGCAGCCUGUACUCACGUAACGGAUCCCAUAGCGAAAGCCAGCAAACAUUGGCACCUGACACAGCUAUCGUAUGCGGAUACCCAUCCCAUGUUUACCAAGGACUCGUUUCCGAACUUUUUUCGGGUAGUUCCAUCGGAAAAUGCAUUCAAUGCACCGCGGCUUGCACUGCUGAAAGAAUUCAACUGGACAAGAAUCGGAACUAUAUAUCAGAACGAACCGAGAUAUUCGCUGCCUCACAAUCACAUGGUGGCCGAUCUGGACGCGAUGGGGCUGGAUGUUGUAGAGACGCAAAGUUUUGUUUACGACGUGGAAGAAUCGCUACGCAAGCUUCGCGAAAAGGACGUCCGGAUCAUUUUGGGGAAUUUCAACGAGUACUGGGCUAGGAAGGUAUUCUGCGAAGCGUACAAGCUGGACAUGUAUGGCCGAUCGUACCAGUGGCUCAUCAUGGGAACCUACACCAAUGAAUGGUGGGCAGAGAACGAUACCGACUGCCUGGUCGAUCAAGUGCGAAUGGCUCUGGAGUCGUCGAUGUUGGUGGAUUUGUUACCGUUGUCAACCAGUGGGGAUAUCACGAUAUCCGGAAUCACUGCAGAUGAAUACCUGACUGAAUAUAAUAGUCGUCGAGGCAAUGAGUAUUCUCGUUUUCAUGGUUAUACGUACGAUGGUAUAUGGGCAGUAGCCUGUGCGAUACAGUAUGUCUCCCAGCGGAAGGAACACUCACUGACGCAUUUUGAGUAUAGAGUGAAGGAAUGGGAAAACAUAUUCCUGGAAGCACUGAAGAAUACCAGUUUCGAAGGUGUUACGGGGCCGGUUCGUUUUUACAACAACGAAAGAAAGGCAAGCUUCCUUUUGAAACAGUUUCAGAAUGGCGAGGAAAUCAAGAUAGGCGAGUAUAGUUCGCUAACCAAUCGGUUAGAUCUGAGUCUUGGUCACCCAAUGAAAUGGGUAGGUCGAGCUCCACCGAAAGAUCGAACACUACGUAUCAUUGAGCACAGUCAAGUCAACAUUACGAUAUAUGUUGUGCUAGCAAGCUUCUCUUGCGUUGGAAUUGUAAUGGCUACGGUGUUUUUGAUAGUCAACAUUAAGUACAGAAAUCAGAGAUACAUCAAGAUGUCCAGUCCGCAUCUCAACAAUCUGAUCAUCAUUGGCUGCAUCUUGACCUACAUGAGUGUAAUUUUUCUCGGAUUAGACAGUGGACUGAGCAGCGUUGCCGCCUUUCCAUACAUCUGUACUGCUCGAGCCUGGCUGCUGAUGGCUGGCUUCAGCCUGGCGUUCGGCGCCAUGUUCUCAAAAACGUGGCGGGUUCAUUCAAUUUUCACGGAUUUGAAGCUAAACAAGAAAGUUAUCAAGGACUACCAACUCUUUAUCGUAGUGGGAGUGCUGCUGGCAAUUGAUUUGGCUAUUAUGACUACUUGGCAGAUUACCGAUCCAUUCUAUCGGGAAACGAAACACAUUGAACCUUCGGAGCAUCCCACUUUGGAAGAUGUUAUCAUCGUGCAGGAAAACGAAUACUGUCAAUCCAGCAAAAUGACAAUCUUCAUUGGAGUCAUCUACGCUUACAAGGGUUUGUUGCUGAUAUUUGGGGCGUUUCUAGCGUGGGAAACACGGCACGUAUCCAUUCCUGCCUUGAAUGAUUCGAAACACGUAGGGCUGUCCGUUUAUAAUUGCGUGAUCAUGUGCGUUAUGGGUGCCGCUAUUGCCUUAGUACUAUCGGAUCGCAAAGAUGCUGUAUUUAUUCUUAUAUCGCUGUUUAUCAUCUUCUGCACGACAGCUACGCUCUGUCUAGUGUUUGUGCCGAAGCUGGUAGAACUAAAGCGAAAUCCAAGUGGCGUUGUAGACAAAAAGGUACGAGCGACACUACGGCCUAUGUCCAAAAAUCGGCGGGACUCAUCUGCCUGUGAACUAGAACAACGAAUGCGUGACGUGAAGCAAACUAAUUGCCGUUUCCGAAAAGUGCUAAUGGAAAAGGAAGCUGAACUUCAAGCUCUCAUCAAGCGGCUAGGGCCUGACGCACGUGCCUGGAUCGGACUAGAAACUAGCUCAUCGGAGCCAGACGUGAAUAAGGAGUCUCUGAAAAUUCAAGUCAAGAAAGAUUACGCAAGCGAGGGUACCGAGUUUACUUCUGUGGGAAGCUUAGUUUCCAGUAAUGAUACAUUAGAUUCGGUACCACCAGAAAGAAAAAGGAAAACUACGGUUGUUCUGCCAGGAGAGGAACCACUAGCGAAACCAGUAACGGCAUCCAUCAGCCAUUCGGUAGCGAAAAGUAACUUAGUACAUACUACGCCUGUCGCGGUGGGAGCUAAUCCUUUAGCAACAUCUGCUGUGGCACAAACAAUAGCAUCUGUUGUUAGUCAAUCAGCAAUGGCGAAACCAUCAGCAACUUUAGCGAAUAAUGUUGGCAGCUGUACCAGCGUACCACAAGACCCAAGUAAACCAAUGUUCAACGAUGUACGUAGAGAGUCGGUAUCCAAUUCAAAAUGGUCACCAGGCCAAGUACAGCAAGAACAUCACGAGGAAGAGUGUAAUUAUCAAAACGUUACAAAAUCCAGCACUCAGAUCAAUUGCACGUCGGUUACAUCAUUGAACCAUUCAAGCAACGAGCUCAACCAAGUUUGCCACCAUAGUAAGCCGAGUGGUAAAAGCAGAGAUCCUGUGAAUGACCCUGUACGAAGAGUCAGUGUACAGGCCACUUCGUCGUUGAAAGGAAACUUUGUCGUUUCACAAAGUGAUCUCUGGGAUACGCAUACGUUAUCCCACGCCAAACAACAUCAGCGUCAAUCACCGCGAGGACAAUCGCGUUGUCCAGAUCACAGUCACCCACCGCAGCAGCAGCCGCCGCCCCAGCAACAACAAUCCGUGCAAUAUGAUCAUGAUCGAGAAAACAGUACGGCAUCGUCACCUGGUCCUAUUCAACGCAGCGUAUCGGAAAAGAACCGUAGCAAGCAUCGUCACAAACAGAAAUCCUCCACUUGUCAGAGCGAAACGGAUAGCGAGCGAGAACAGCGCGACUAUCAAAACUUCUCCUCAUCAGUGUGUUCGGCUGGCAACACUGGCACAGCAGUGGCAUCGACCACCGCAAAUGGUGUAGCACCGAUGAAAAUCACCUCACGAAAACUAUCGAAAUCUCAGCACUCCCAUCACCAUUCAACCCCAAAUGUGGCUCCAGAGAAGAAACCCAGCGUUAGCUCCACUGGCAGCACUCACAUUCGACACCGUAAAAAAGAAUCCAGCUCGAAACCAAACUUAUACGGCGCCUGCUCCGAAUCGGAGCUCCUUGAUGGAGAUACGGCCAUUCUGCCGAUUUUCAGAAAACUGCUAAACGAAAAGGACUCUAAGUAUAGGUCUAGGAACACAGUAGGUGCCAGCUGUCCCAAUAUAUCGAUUAAAUGUGAUAUUGUUGAAUAUCUGUAA